Asterias rubens (European starfish) is the source of this 1036-nucleotide messenger RNA. RefSeq names its product 60S ribosomal protein L8. Gene Ontology annotation, biological process: cytoplasmic translation. Gene Ontology annotation, cellular component: ribosome; cytosolic large ribosomal subunit. The transcript is spliced from 6 exons. NCBI's taxonomy places the organism in Eukaryota, Metazoa, Echinodermata, Asteroidea, Forcipulatida, Asteriidae. Gene Ontology annotation, molecular function: RNA binding; structural constituent of ribosome. The record is from RefSeq and is a predicted model, not a curated record. Bases 93 to 869 code for a protein of 258 amino acids.
ACACAAGAGAGGGCGCUCUUAUAACAUCCGGGAUAUUUUGGCAAUGUUCGGUCUCUUCAACGUUGUGGACCCGUGAAAAGUGAUCUGCAGUCAUGGGGCGCGUUAUCCGUGGUCAGCGUAAGGGCGCUGGAAGCGUCUUCAAAUCCCACAACAAACACAGAAAGGGAGCGGCUAUGCUCCGCUCUUUGGACUACGCCGAACGUCGUGGUUACAUCAAAGGAAUCGUCAAGGACAUCAUCCAUGACCCCGGUCGUGGUGCUCCCCUGGCCAAGAUCCAAUUUCGCGAUCCGUACAGGUACAAGAAGCGAACAGAGUUGAUGGUUGCAGCUGAAGGAAUGUUCACCGGUCAGUUCAUCUACUGCGGCAAGAAAGCUGCCCUCACCAUCGGCAACGUCCUCCCCAUCGGUGUCAUGCCUGAGGGAACCAUCAUCUGCUCCUUGGAGGAGAAGACGGGAGAUCGUGGCAAAGUGGCCCGUGCCUCCGGUAACUACGCCACCGUCAUCGCCCACAACCCCGACACCAGGAAGACUAGAGUCAAGCUACCAUCUGGGGCCAAGAAGGUCAUCCCCUCCAACAACAGGGCCAUGGUCGGAAUUGUUGCCGGCGGUGGACGUAUCGACAAGCCUCUCCUGAAGGCUGGCCGAGCCUACCACAAGUACAAGGCUAAGCGUAACUGCUGGCCACGUGUACGUGGUGUGGCCAUGAACCCUGUGGACCAUCCCCACGGUGGUGGUAAUCACCAGCAUAUUGGUGCGCCCUCUACUGUCAGGAGAGAUACAUCUGCUGGUCGCAAGGUCGGUCUGAUCGCUGCCCGUCGUACCGGUCGUCUCCGUGGUACCAAGAAGAUCCCAGUGGGUGACAAGGAAUAGACGAGAAAUAACAUCACCAAACAGCCAAUACAUGUACACUGAACUGAAUACAUAUUAUUAUAAUCCAUCCCAUGCUACAACUGAAUGGAUGACUAUCUACCGGUUUCAUGGAACCAUCAACUACUUGAUAUUUUGAUUUUACCGGAAUAAAGAGAUCUACACAGUAA